UCGUGCGCCCUGGUGACGCUGAUAAUAUCAUCGGCAUCUUGGACAUUGCUCAGCAAUACAGAGUCCCUGUUGUGGUUAGAAGUUACGCUGGUCAUUCUUACGCCGGCCAGAGUACUGUUCAAGAUGGUAUCGUUAUUCUCAUGGAUAGGUUUUCGACAGUCGAGGUCCUUCCUGAGGGUUUUCUAGCGUCCACUUUCACUGCUGUGAUUGGUGCUGGUACCAGGCUCUUGGAUAUCUACACUGCUCUUAUGCAGCAUUCGCCGCCUUUGGGUGUCAGUGGUGGUAACUGUCCAUCUGUGUCUAUCUCGGGUGUCACCAUGGGUGGUGCUCAUGGCUAUUAUGGGACGAAGUACGGGACUCUUGCUGAUGCUGUGAUUGCUGCUGAUGUGAUCGUUAAAGACGGUGAUUCGUUCAAGCUGGUCAAAGCAACUCGAGACGGUGAUCACGAGGAUUUACUGAAGGCUCUACGUGGUGGCAUGGGUGGUAACUAUGGUGUUGUAGUGAACUGGUAUAUAGAAACCUUCCGCGCGAGUGAUUCGGUGCAUAUCUUCCGUCACAAGGUUGAUCGUGGUGACAAGGGUAAAGAUGAGGUUAUUGCUAAGACUCGCGCAUUCGAGGCGGCUACGGUCAAUCAACCCGGUGAUGGUUUAUGGAGUAAGUUUAAAGUCAAGGGGGGAUUCGACAUGAACUUUGAAGGGAUGUGCAUGUGUGAGCCCAGUUCUAACGACUGCUCCCUCUGUGAUGCCACAAUAGCCAGCAUUGAUGCUGCUUUGGACAAGGACAACUGGGUAACCAAACCUUCGGAGCUCACUACUGAUCAUGGCUAUGCAACGUGGUCUUGGGCCGGUUGCACUACAUGGGCUGAUCCUGGCACUCCUCCCAACGCUGACUACCCCGGUCCAAAUGGUGACUUUGGAUCAGCUAAACAAGGCUGUUAUGACUAUGAUUGGUCCUUGAGUGUUGACUCCCCCUGGAAAAGCAUAUCUGUCUACAUCAAGCACAGUGAUGCUACAGAUGCCUUUUGGGACACCGUAUGGGAUAUCGUCCACGAGCCCGAGUGCGAGAAUCGCAAUGUCUGUAUUUUAACCUUUGAAUACUACGGUGGAAAAAUGCUCGAGGAGCCGCAAGAUUGUUCUGGCGGAGUCCAUGCACUUCUUUUAUUCAUCGUCAUAAUG
Molecule: messenger RNA, 1175 nt
Organism: Perkinsus marinus ATCC 50983
Lineage: Eukaryota; Perkinsozoa; Perkinsida; Perkinsidae
Exons: 1
Molecular function (GO): FAD binding
Source: RefSeq, a predicted model, not a curated record